UAUACGCCAUAUGCGACAGUAAAUGUCCCCGCUGUGUGUAUAAGUGGGGAGAUAAACUUGUAAGCACCUCGGGCUGGUUAGGCCUCACCGUGCUCCUGAAUGGUGCCGCCGAUGUUAGCAAGCGGAGCUGUCUUAUGUUUUCUGUUCACCAUGUCGUCCCAUUUGCAGUGGAUGGUCAUCAGGAACUGCUCCAGCUUCCUCAUCAAGAGGAACGGACAGACCUAUAGCACCGAGCCCAACAACCUGAAGGCCAGGAACUCUUUCCGCUUCAAUGGGUUGGUGCACAAGAAGACCGUAGGUGUGCAGCCAGCGGCCGACGGCAAGGGCAUUGUCGUCGUGCUGAAGAAGCGUGCAGGCCAGAACAAACCUGCCAACUCUUACGUAAAGGUCACGAUCAACAAGAAUUCCCGUGCCACCCUCAACAGCCUGAGGCACAUCAUUCGCAAGAACAACUACAGGAAGGACCUGCGCAUGGCUGCCCUGCGUCGUGCCAGCGCUAUUCUGAGGAGCCAGAAGCCUGUUGUGGUCAAAAAGAAGCGCACCAGGGCUGCCAAGACCGCAUAAACUAUAAUAACACAUGAUAAAUAAAUAAAAGCUUUUUGUUUGGGAAAAAACAA
Molecule: messenger RNA, 617 nt
Organism: Archocentrus centrarchus (flier cichlid)
Lineage: Eukaryota; Metazoa; Chordata; Actinopteri; Cichliformes; Cichlidae
Gene: rpl28
Product: ribosomal protein L28
Exons: 5
Coding region: 100-564 (154 amino acids)
Biological process (GO): translation
Cellular component (GO): ribosome
Molecular function (GO): structural constituent of ribosome
Source: RefSeq, a predicted model, not a curated record